Molecule: messenger RNA, 786 nt
Organism: Pocillopora verrucosa
Lineage: Eukaryota; Metazoa; Cnidaria; Anthozoa; Scleractinia; Pocilloporidae
Product: transmembrane protein 26-like
Source: RefSeq, a predicted model, not a curated record
AUGGCGCAAACGUUCUACGUUGGGCAAGAGGAGCUGAAGAAGUUUUGUGAGAUUGGGUUGAUGUUAAUCAUCAUCUUGGGUCGGUGGAUGCUUCCUCGUGGUGCAAUAACACGCGACCAGCUGUCGAUCCUUCUUCUUGAAUACGUGGCCAUUGCAGCUGAUAUUUUAGAGUUGUUCGAGGCUUUUGAAGAUGAUCAGGUAGCCCGCAAUAAGGAUAUAACAUUGGCUACCCUGGGAGUGUUUUCAUGGAGUCUUUUUCAAUUCACUUUGGUGACUACGUCAAUGGGGAUGAACAUUGAAGAUCAAGAAGAAGAAAAUCUACCACAAAAUGGAAACUAUUUAUGGGUUGAAGAUGGUUUGAACAGAAGAUAUCUCCGAAAAGCUUCUGAGGCUAGGAAACACGAAAGAAAAAAACAACGUAGACAAUUGUAUCAAUUGUACAAUGAAGACGAAGAAAUGAGAAAACUUGAACUCCAAGGAGACCGAUAUGGUAUCAUAGCGGCCAUGUUUAUGCAAGAUGGCCCUUUCCUAAUCCUUCGACUUUAUCUUGUCUUCAAAUACGACUUCCUAAUAGACUCCAAAUUUUUGUUUUACAUCGGCAAGAAUUUAAUUUCCCUUGUUUUGAUGAUAUAUCGUCUUUACGUAAUUCACUUUCAUAGUAAAGAGGAGGAAUUCGCCUUGCCAACAAAACGAUCAUUUCGAAACCUUUCCUCUAUGCUGAUAGGAGCUCAGAGGUUCAAGUCAAGAAAAUCAAACCCAAGGAAACAAAGCCAGCCAAGCAAGUAA